This is a messenger RNA of Peronospora farinosa, 2514 nucleotides long. The record is from the annotation of a GenBank genome assembly. Lineage: Eukaryota; Oomycota; Peronosporomycetes; Peronosporales; Peronosporaceae.
AUGGCCAAUGAUGAGCAAUUUCCCGAGAGUUUAGCGUGGGUUGAGCGUGGAUCGGUUCUCAUACGUCGCAUGAACUCUGAACGUGUUGCAGAAGAUCCACGCGUACGUCGUUUAUUGCUUAAGUUAUUGCUACCUCCGUCUCCUACUGAAGUAAUGGCAACGGAAGCGAUUGCAGAAGAAAAUGCAGCAGCGGAAGAAGUAGAAGAAAAGAUGGCGGUGCAUCCGUCACUUUUACAGGAUACGCAGGACAGUUUUGAAGCUAUUGAAGUGGCAAAAGACGCUAAUGACGUCAAACAGGAGAGUGAGAAUGCAGCUUCUAAUACAUACCGAGUCUUGCUAUGGACUUAUCGACUACAGGUUUCUUUGCAAAGUGCAGUACAAUAUGCUUUAUUUGCAAAGACAAGUGAUGAUGGAUGUUUCAUUCAAAUAGCACCAAGAGUUUAUUGUGUGGCACCACCACAUAUCACAACCUUCAGUCGGUUGCUUGGAGCGUACUCGUCGGCACGCAAUUGGAAUGCGGCAGUAAAAGUGCUGGAGCUAUUGGAUUUACAAAUGACGAAAAGAUUUGAAGAUGAAGCGUGUGUGUUCGACUGUGGUUUGUUUGACGGAGUCAAGCGUAUGCAUCACAAACCAUUGGUGUUUGAUGAGUUUUGUGAUGGACGGAUUGCUUCUAUUUCGUAUCGCCGUGGCCCAAUUCCAUCAAUGCAUUCAGGGUUCAUAGUCACCUCGACCGUAGCUGCAUGGCUGGAUCUUAAACCCUCGAACGUUGCAAUUUUGCUCGCACCAAACAACGAGCAAAUGAGCGUGUUCGCAGCGUGCUGUACGCUCUACUGCACGGAUGCGUCUUCGUUCCCUGAAAACUUUGGAAACGAGCUGCUAAGUGCAUACUUGCAGCACAUUAAGAUGGCUGAAACGUGGCCUGCUAAGCUGCAACGAACGUUCAGCGGAAACGAUCCGAGAAACGCAGCAUAUACCGGUGGAUUACCAAGGCCUCAGGCGCGAUACAUUGCAGACUUUGGUAAAUUGCUGGAGGUGCGCGACAGGAAAUUAAUGGACUGCGCGGACUCUUCUGCGCUAGAGGAGAAGAAGCAGAAGCUCACGGGUAUCGCUGUUACACCGGCACCUCGACCAAUUUACAUCCGGCAAAUUGACUUGUUGUCGGGCCCAGAUUGUGCAACUGAUACUGCUAGUUCAACCCCUGCUACCAUAUCGCCACUAGCUGACAUCUGUCGGCCUUAUUUCGUCAUUCAAAACGAGAAGGGGGUUUUGUUUUCCAGCAUCGUGAAUGGAGUACGAGAUGUGGACCUCCAUUCUGGAGUACACAUAUUUCAGGUGGGAAGGCAAUUGCAAAACUGCAGUGAUCUGAUGUUCAAGAUGUACCAUUUGCCUUUCGGACGACAGGGUGAAUUGCUGUUUGAGUGCCGACUGCACGCCAGCAUCCUGUUAGAUCAGCAAGUUGUCGACGGAGAAGCUGGUAUUGAAGAAGGUGAUGUGGGGUUCACUACCCUGUACCUUGAAAAGGGCGAAUUUGACUGCAUUUCGUCGACGUUUUCACUACCUAAGCAGUUUGCGGUUCGAAUUCUGUACUCGCACAAUUCCAGCGCUUUUCCAGCCAUGGAGUCAUCUCUUCCUGUAAGGCAGAUGAAUGAGAUUAGCUCGGGUUUAACGGAGGCAGCUGAUCAUACGAACGGGGAUGCGGCCCAUGUUAGCUCCUUUGCCGAGCAGCAACGGCGCGCCAGUAGUGAGAAGGCUAUGCGGUACGAUGGUCCGAGCGCUGUCACCUUUUUGCUGGGGCAACCUGGUGUUCGGACACCAUUUGGAGAUCUUACCUUAGAGAAAAUUGAUGUGAUUCGGAAGACGCAUAGAAACCGAGUGGAUAUCUAUCUGCUCUUUCACGUGAAUGCUGGUCACGGCCAAACAAAAGUGAUGCCACUGCGGCAUUUGUUCCGUUUCGUGCUUCCCGACGUUGUUCGCAAACAAGUAGUCAUGAUGGGAGCGAGUGAAGUGUCACUGGAUGAGAACGUGCCUUCUUCCUUUGACAUGGGUGCAGGAAUAAUGCCUUUCGAUGAGGAGUAUGCACGAUGGCUGCAGCAUUUGUAUGAAACCGACCUGGAUACGCCGGGGAAUAACUAUGAUGACGAAUUUGUGAGAGGUAUUUUGGUCACCGACAUUCAUCCAAGCCUGGAUUAUCGGAUCGUAAGCAUUGAAACCGAUGUUGACGAGAGGUCCCUUUCCGUCCAAAACCAGCACGGCCAUCGCAAUCAAACAUCGAAAUUUCGUGGCGCAUCGACAUCGCUUAUUCAUCAACUCCCAACAUACAUCUUCAGCGCAGCAAAGGAGCACGAUGGUCAUGGCAUUCCUGAUUGUCUGAUAUGCCGCUGCAGCUUUGAGGUCGGUGAGGAGAUCAAGUCGUUGCCGUGCUUUCACUCGUAUCACUCCGAUUGCAUCGAUUUGUGGCUGUCUCUGAACAAGGUUUGUCCAGUUUGCCAGUUCAGCGUCGACCAACUUAGCUAA